GGAAUGAGAAUGUGCGUGGGUCUGUGGCGGAGGUCCACGCGUGGUUCUCCCGGGGCUCGCCGCGGUGCGGAUGCGGGUUGCUGGCGGGCUGCCCUGGGCAUCCCGCGGAGGGUCGGGGGCUGCGGCGGGUUUUCUUGGUCCUGCCCCCGAGGGGCAGACCUGGGAGCAGCGCUUCCAGCACUCAUGGCAAAGCCAUUAGCUCACUGUGGAGGGGCCCCGAGGAGGACAAACGCAUCGGACUCCGCGGCGGGGGACGACAAGAUAAGCCAUGUGCACUGCCCUGAGCCCGAAGGCACGUGGGCCUGGCCUCUCUGACAUGCAUCAGUACAGUCAGUGGCUUGCAAGUAGACACGAGGCCAACUUGCUGCCAAUGAAGGAGGAUUUGGCCCUCUGGCUCACAAACUUACUGGGUAGAGAAAUAACAGCAGAAACCUUUAUGGAGAAAUUGGAUAAUGGUGCCUUGCUUUGCCGGUUAGCUGAGACCCUGCAGGAGAAAUUUAAAGAAAACAGCUUUGAUGCAAACAAGCCUGGCAAAACCUUACCAGUUCGGAAAAUUCCAUGCAAAGCCAAUGCUCCUUCAGGGUCUUUUUUUGCACGGGACAACACAGCAAAUUUCUUAUCCUGGUGCAGAGGUGUAGGUGUGGAUGAUACCUGCCUGUUUGAAUCAGAAGGUUUGGUACUCCACAAGCAGCCAAGAGAAGUGUGCCUUUGUUUGCUGGAACUUGGAAGAAUUGCAGCAAGGUGUGGGGUAGAACCUCCUGGAUUAAUAAAACUGGAAAAAGAGAUUGAACAAGAGGAAACACUUUCAGCUCCCCUUCCAUCUCCUUCACCAUCACCCACAAAGUCUCCUGGGAAAAAGAGUACAGGGAAACUCUUGGAUGAUGCUGUUAAACACAUUUCUGAAGAUCCACCUUGUAAAUGCCCUAAUAAGUUCUGUGUGGAGCGUCUUUCACAGGGAAGAUACAGAGUUGGAGAGAAGAUCCUUUUUAUUAGGAUGCUGCACAACAAACACGUGAUGGUUCGUGUUGGAGGAGGCUGGGAGACUUUUGCAGGUUACUUACUGAAGCACGACCCAUGCCGAAUGCUUCAGAUCUCCCGAGUAGAUGGGAAAACAUCUCCAAUCCAGAGCAAGUCUCCAAACAUCAGGGACAUGAAUCCAGACAAUUAUCUGGUUGUUUCUGCCCAUUACAAAACCAAGAAGGAAAUUAAGUGAAAUAAGCUUCUCAUGUGAGUGGGACUUGGUGUAUGUAGGUCCAAAUUAUUCUCUCAAGUGUAGUGAAUUUAGUUAAUGCUUUAAAAGGACUUUGGAAAAUUUAACACAGACUGGAAAUGACACCCCAUUUUGAAGAUCUUUGAAUUUAGAACUAUUUAUUUCUAGUACUGUAUCUUUCAUAGCAACUUACCCUUGAUAGGCAAAUUACUACAAUCGGAUAAUAAACAGACAUAUCUUUUUAGCCAAAUUAUUACUCUUUAUUAUGUGAAUGUAUACUUAGAGCUACAUAAAGGAGUGGAUCCUGUUAAUGGAAGAAAAUACACAAUGAAAUAUAUUUGUACCAAAAUCUUACUACUUUGAACCCCUGACUGUUAGUCUAGUUGAAAUAUAUAUAUGCAGGUGGAAAAUGGGUAUUUGGAGAAAUUAUUUGGUAAUGUCUCUUGAAAUGAAAUAAAAAUUGACUAUUUGUAUGUUUUGCAAUCUUUUCUUAAUUAGUAGAAUAUAAUGGCUUAUUGCAUGCCAAACAACUUCUCAAAGCCAUUACUUAAAAGAAAAAGCCCAAGAAACCCCUUGACAGCAUUUUACUGUUUAGAGCUGAAGACAACACUGAGUGUUCGAUCUGUGUGUAGAUCCUUUCUGUUUUUCACCAAGCUGCCCGGUAUGGAAGCAUGGGGACGUGGGGAGAGUGUCCCUUGCUGUGUCACACAGCAGAGCUGCCUGGUCACACCCGGUGAUGUUCUGCAGCCCACAAGGGAAGCACUCAUAGUGCACAGCCCUCAACCCAGGGAGGAGCUUCAGAAAAUGCAGGUCCCUCUGGAGUGAAAAAACACGGCUCUGUUCUUGGAUAUGAGCUUUUCCUUCCCCUUCUUUUUAAUGUUGUUGGUUAUUGUUAAAUGUGAAAUAUUCAUUACGCUGUAAAUAGAGUGAUUCACAUUCUCAUAAAUCAUUCACACACCUCUAAUAUAGCUAAAGGUGUAUGUGGGCUUAGUUCAUUAUUUUGGCUACUUUUCUAUGUUUAUAUUUGGUAAUUUAUGUGCCUUAUAACAUCCUAGAAAAAUCAUUUUAUAGGAUUGUUUCGCUGACUGUAUAAAUUUUAAAAUGAAAUAAAAUUUUUAAAAUACUCAUACAUUUUGAAUUUCUUAUUAUUUGUAAUCAUUCAUCUCUACUUUGCUGCUACUGACUGGAUGCCUACAAUGCACAACACUACUUGCUGCCCUAAUAAUGAGCUGCACAAAGAAAGGGGCAAACAGAUAUCACAGAAAUACUCAUAUUUUCUGAAAAUAAAUUUUUCUUUGCAGGGAAAAAAAUUCAAAAGCAUCCUGGAAAUAUUUUUUUUAGUCCUGACUAGCAUUUUUCUCUAUUUUCUGAUGAUAGCUUUUUUUUUUUUACAUGGCUUAUGAUCUGCUCCUGUGGUCUUUAACAGAAAAAUAAAUGUCUAUGGUUAGAAAGGAUCAAGACCAUCUUUCAUGUUCCAUGCCUUAUUAAAAUCAGCACGUUGUAUCUCACUUCUAUGAAAAAGGCCUGCCUCACCAUCUAAAAAAACCUGCU
Molecule: messenger RNA, 2761 nt
Organism: Pyrgilauda ruficollis (rufous-necked snowfinch)
Lineage: Eukaryota; Metazoa; Chordata; Aves; Passeriformes; Passeridae
Gene: GAS2
Product: growth arrest specific 2
Exons: 8
Coding region: 269-1213 (314 amino acids)
Biological process (GO): actin crosslink formation
Cellular component (GO): actin filament
Molecular function (GO): cytoskeletal adaptor activity; microtubule binding; actin filament binding
Source: RefSeq, a predicted model, not a curated record